This is a messenger RNA of Striga asiatica, 312 nucleotides long. The record is from the annotation of a GenBank genome assembly. Lineage: Eukaryota; Viridiplantae; Streptophyta; Magnoliopsida; Lamiales; Orobanchaceae.
GGAGCCUAUGAUUAUGAAGACUCAACUCUCUCUGCUAACCUAAACUUGGAAACAUGGUUUGUUUCGGACAAAAUGUUGUUGCCAACCUUUUUUGUACAUGGCUUAGUUGUUGUAGUUCAAGCUGCUGACUCGCUGCUCAAAUUGGUGUCGGAGUUGAAGCAGAUUGCAAUUUUCCCAGGAUUUGCAUCUCUGGAUGACCAUGUAGACCGUAAUUUGGCUGAAAGUACAAAUCGGAAAUUGUCGAGAAUUGGGGAGGAGGUUGCAGAGUCUCAUUACUACUCGUCCGUUAGUCCACACGAGGCUUCAGAGUAA